CUAAUUUUAAAAUUAUUUGUAAAAAUGACAUGAACUUUAAAACAUAUGAAAAGUUAGCAUAAAUUUUAUAGUCAUUUGUAUAACUUGUAAAAAUAAAUUAAACUUUAAAAAGCACAUAAUAAUAAUAAAAGCGCCACAUAAUUAUAGGCUUGUAAAACUCAAAAUAAAAUUAAGAAGAGGGUCGAUGGUAGCUUUUACCUAUUCUCAAAGAUGGAGGGUAGGCCUUCACUCCCUCAACUUGUAGCCACAUUCUCUCCCCCAUUCAAAGGCUCCAAAUCAAUCUGGUAAGUAUCUAAAUACCUUUGCAUAGUGUAAUAAUUAUGUGCAAGAUCUGUACAAAUUUAAUUAACCUCAUGAACUGAAUGGCACAUAUUGCAUGAAUACAAGGGAUACCAGUUAGUUGUCAUUGCCUACAAGAACAAGUCUUACCCUCCACACUCACAAUAAAUUUAUCAACCUCUAUGUAGAUCUCAGAUUUGCCUCCUAAAGGCAGGAUAUGGGAGACAAUGUUUGCUAUCGCAUCUUAAUUUCUCCAAUUUCUUUAUAAUAUUAUGACAAAGUCUAUCACUAACCUUAGAGAUUCCACUUACCUAACCAUAAGCGAACUCCUAAUUUCUCACACAUGUGAAUUAAUGUUUCACUCUAGCAUUUAAGAUAUAACCAUUAAAGGUCUCACUUAUGUCAUUAUCAAUCAUGUCACUACAUAUGAUAGAAAAGCUUUACAAAAACUUACUCACGUCCCUGUUAAUGAAGUCUUGAAAAGCCGAUAUGCUCUCUGCUUUCAUCUCUAGAAUGGCCAACUUAUAUUCUUCUAGAUAUGUGCAUCUCGCUACCUUCAAGAAUAAGUUUUUGAGAGUUGACCAUUUGUGAUCUUUCUUCCAAUUCAUGUACACGUGAAUUUUGUGCUCAGCACAUGGCGCCAAAGUUGCUUGCGAGAAAAUGAGACUCUUUGAAAUAUAUCAACCGUAUACUUGUCGAGAGUGAUCAUCGUUAGAGACAUCAACCAUUACCACUUCAGGGACGAGUCUUGUUCCUGCGGGGAUUAUUGGUAGUGUUGCUUGCUAUGGCUUGUGACGCGCUCGCGUGCUGCUGGAAGAAGCAUGUUAGGGUUCUCAAUUUUUUGGAUGAUUCAGGUGGAAUAAAAGAUGAGGCACCUUAUAGGUGGAAAAGGUCGUCUUUGAUUUAUGAAACUCAUGCUAUUAAUCUCUAUGUACGGACAUCAAUAUUUGAAGAGAUACGAACCACAUUGAAGGAUGUUGGUGGCAAAUCUACUAUACAAACAUUCGAAGGUGGAACAAAUGGGCGUUUUAGUGAUCACGAGAGAUACGCUAGCGCCAACAAUGCUCUGCAUCACUUAUUAUCUCGACAGAUUGAGGGAGGGGAUAUACCUCCUCAUCAAGCAUGGUUUGUUGUCGGUAGUCGUAUCAUUCGUUUUAUAGCAUCAGAUUACACACUAAUUACCGGACUUCACUUUGGGUUUUGUGAGUCCGAUCCCGACGCUGAGCACCAGAUUCCGGCCACUAGUAUCUUCUACAGAUAUUUUGGUGGUCAUCCCACAAAAGUUGCAACUCUUAAGGUGAAAUUCAAAGCAAAACAACUUGGGAAGGAUCCAGAAGAUUAUAUUAAAGCGGGGAACUUGUUUAUGUAUUACUUAUUUCUCCUUUGUCGAGACGAUGUGUUUAUUAAGACAUGGGCAUGGACUUUGAUGGAGGACUUGGACGAGUGGAAUUGGUUUCCAUGGGGGUCUUAUACCUACCAGGUGUUACUUCAUUAUUUGAGCUUGGCCGGAACCCGGGGUGACGUGUUGGAGAAACCAGCGUACCACUUCUUCGGCCCAGUCUGGGCUUUACAGAUUUGGUCAUACGAGGCUAUUCCCACAUUGGGUUCUAUUUGUGGCACACGAAACCCAGUCCCUAAAUUUCCUCGUGCUUUGAUGUGGACAACCAGAAAAGCUCCUGGCGAUGUCACAUAUUUUUUCGACAAAGAGCUUAUUGUGCACGAGUCGCUUCAGCCAUCCCCUGAAGAGCGAGGGGAGGUGUACUACAUAAGCCUAGACAAUGGAGAUAUGCUCCAUGUUAGAUUCGUGCCUCCUCUACGUCUUGCAUCGAAGAAGAAGACAACUCAUGUUCCAAAGCGGCGUAGAAUGAGAUCUCCAACACUUGAGAGGGAUAGUAGGCAGGUUUCGCCGGCUGUACAGAGGGGAGGACCCUGUAGUUCACCUUUGAGAGAGGAACAUCAUAGUUCUCCCGUUGUUGAGAUGAGGGAACGCCAUAGUUCUCCGAGAGUUGAGAUGAGGGACUCGUCGGUUAUUGAUAGUACACUUACUUGUUGUCACCAUGGAGUUCCAUGCUGAGACUCGGGCAAGGAUUGCCAUGACUACAUCGACCAGAGAUUGGCAAGGAUGUUGCACGAUGAGUCUGAUGAUGGAUUUAUUGCUCGAGUAGCUCGUAGAGUGCUCAGUGGACUGAAGGAGAUGCUCGAUUGUACAGGUGACAAAUCUAUUCGUCUUAGUCCUAGGAGAUCAGUGGGGCAUGUAUCUCCUGUUCGCUCCACUUCCCAUGUACAUCAUUCGCAUCACUCCACUUAUCGUAUAGAGCAGCCACUGCCACAUUGAUCCACUUCUCCUGUAGAGCACCCACAUGGCUCUCCAUCUCCUAUAGAGCAUUUUCCCGUAGAGCACCCACAUGGCUCUCCAUCUCCUAUAGAGCAGCUUCAUCAGUCCCUAUCUCAUGUACUGACUACUCCAGUGCAGCCGGUGCUUGAGAAUCUAUUUCAGGGUGAUGAGCAUGCUGACGAAAAGGAGGAGGAAGUUGGAGAUACUUCAGAUGAGCAUGUAGAUGAUGUUGGUUUAGGUCAACGUGUGAGUAGACCCUCUACUGCAUUGAGGAGCCCAUUCACCCUCAUUACUCCAAAUGAUAUGAAAAGAAUCAAAGAUGCCUGUAGAAAAUUCAGAGCUUCGGGUCCUGAUUCUUCUGUGACAAUCAAAGACCUUGGUCACAUCCUUCCACAAGCAUUUUUCGACGAUAUAGAGAGCUUCAGUAAGGAGUUUGAUUCAGAGGUGAUUGAUCUCUACAUAUUAUUUAUGAGACACAAGAUCCAAUCUCGUAGAGGUUUGAAAAGUGGUGUGAGUUCGACUAAGACGAUCUUAUUGACUACUUAUUUCUUUCAAUCUUUAGAGGUUGAGUCCAAGAAAUUGAACUCUGAUGAUUAUCUUGAUUGGGAAGUGCCGGAAAGCCUUAAAGAUGUUGUACUUGGUACAGAUCCCAAAUCAUCGACUCCAUGGACGAAUGCCACUCAUGUAAGUCUAAUCAUCGAGUACUCGACCGAGUAGUGAAGAACAAUCGUGAUUUUUUUAUCAAUUAUUGUGAUUUCCACCCACAUUUCUUGUUUGCAACGUCAAAUAGAGUGUAUUUUGAUAUUAUAUAACACGGGGUGUGACUAUCGUUGAACACGUGAGACAUAUCCUAAGUUUAAAAACAAAAGUCCACACUAUGUCUUAUGAAGUAGAUAUUGUACACAUCAAUCAUUUACUCUAGUG
Molecule: messenger RNA, 3538 nt
Organism: Salvia miltiorrhiza (redroot sage)
Lineage: Eukaryota; Viridiplantae; Streptophyta; Magnoliopsida; Lamiales; Lamiaceae
Exons: 5
Coding region: 1064-2353 (429 amino acids)
Source: RefSeq, a predicted model, not a curated record